Molecule: messenger RNA, 2678 nt
Organism: Sinocyclocheilus rhinocerous
Lineage: Eukaryota; Metazoa; Chordata; Actinopteri; Cypriniformes; Cyprinidae
Gene: nkpd1
Product: NTPase, KAP family P-loop domain containing 1
Exons: 5
Coding region: 177-2387 (736 amino acids)
Source: RefSeq, a predicted model, not a curated record
GGUAAAGCAAAAGCAGUUUUCUUCUGUCUACAUGAAAUAUCUCUGAAAAUGGAGAAUGGAUAUUAGUGUACUAGCAAUUUUGCUGUAAACUGUGCCUGAAGGAUUGCUUGCUAAUUCUGCUUGGAGAAGGAAGACUGGUGAACGUAACAAUUUUGUGUUUUGUAAAUACAAGACCGAUGGCAAUCGAAAAGGUGACAGAUAUCCCUUCUGAUAAUGUGUAUGCUUAUGCAUUAUCAAAAACCCUCACAAAAGUCUCUUCUCCUGUGACGGUGGGUUUGUAUUCAGAAUGUCACAACAGGAUCAACAUGGUCCUCAAGAACAUUGAGGUUCAUAUGAAUCAAGAGGCCAAAAGAAGAGAAGAGAAGUACACUAAGGAACCAAAGCCUCGCUCAAUUACACUCUCUAUUUCUGACAUGCUCUCUCUGAUCUUGCGGCUCCUCUUCUAUCGGCCUGUGUGGACGGUGCAGAACCAGAACAUGAAGAACGUUCGUUAUAUGUUCGUGAGGUUCAGUGCAUGGCAUUUUGCAGGCAGUGACCUUCUCUGGGCGGGACUGGUAAUGCAGUUGACCAAGGCUCUUCAGAACAGCUUCGGUAAACUCCAGCUAGGCCUCUUCCGGAUCGCCCAACAUGAUGCAGAGAAAGAUGAAGGGAAAAAGAAGAUUGAGGAUAUUCCAAAGAACUGGAGGUCCAAAAAGUUGGGCUGCAUUCCCAUUUGGGCGCUAAUACUUAUAGGAUUCAUUGGUUCACUUGUUAUUCUGGUUCCUCUAAUCAUGUUUGGAUUUCCUGAUCUGAAAAAACACCAAGAAGGAGAAAAGGUUGGGGAGUCAAGUGGUGCACUGGAAGGUUUCGCCAUCGCUGUACUUGGUGUUCCUGCAGUCGGAGCUCUAAGGUUUAUAUUUUUGUUGUUAAAGAACCUCAUCUUCAACCAGGACCUCAAAAUUAGACAAGGGCUGGACAACAAGAAGGUAAGUCAGCAGCUGGGACUGAUGCAUGAAGUUCGGAAGGAGAUGAGACUGCUCUGCUGCUUCAUUUACUUCAUGGAGAUCUUUGAAAGGAGGAGAAUCAGGGUGGUGUUGGAGAUCACAAACUUGGACCGCUGCACACCAAAGAAAAUCGUAGGCGUUUUGGAUGCCAUCAAUAUUCUCCUAUCUGAUGAAGAGAGUCCCUUAAUUUCUGUGCUCGCUGUAGAUCCGGAAGUCCUGGUUAGACAGGUCCAACAGGCAGAAGACUGUCUAAGCAAAAGAGACCCUGCAUUUGAAUUUCUAGAUCGCAUAAUUACACUGCCCUUCACUGUACCUCAACUAUCUGAUGCAUCAAAGUCAAUAAUCUUUGAAAACAUUGUGCGUGGUCAGUCUGAGAUCCCUGAAGACAUUCCUCUUGAGGAGACUGGAGUAUCUACUUUAGGAGGGCCCGGGACAUCGUUCUUGGUUGAAGAUGAGUGUUCGGUAAAAUACAGUGAGACUGAAGAAGAACAAGUCAUUCCUUUCAUAGCAAAAAAAGGAAACUUUGCUGCAGCAGAACUUAAUCUAGAAGAAGUGUAUAAGUUAACUGAGUCUGCAUUUUCCUGCAUCACCUCAAGAGAUAAAAGCAAACUUCAAACUUACAUAUCUGGAGACACAAUGUCCAUGAGACGAGUGAUUAACUCCAUUCGAGUAACUAUUAUGAUUAUGGAGACCCGGAAAUUGGAGCCUCCACCUCCAGAGAAAAUUGCUGCAUGGGUGGUUUUGGUGGACCGCUGGCCUUGCAGAUUAAGUUGGAUUCUUCAGUGUGUUGAAGAUGACAGACAGAGUGACGAGAUAGACAGAUCAUUCUGUGCUGCUGAUAAUACCAAGACACUAUGGGAAGUGUUCAAUUACAAUAGCCUGGAGCUCUGCAUCAUUGGAUAUGCAGUGGAGAACUUUCUGGAAAGAGACUGGGACCCUGAGCUCUUUGAGAUUUUCCUUAGGAAAGACUUCAAGUUCACUGUAGGGGAGUUGGAAAUAUUUAAGCUUUGCACAGUGAACUUAAACUACACCAUCAAGAAUGAGCUGGCCAGGGUCCGUGGGAGCCGCAGACUCAAGAGAGCAGGGAGAAAUGCUUUCCUGUCCCUCUCAUCACGAACUGUAAUGAACAUGAAAAUGGAAGAUAUUUGUCAAGAGCUGUCAAAACUGAGUUUCCAAGAGAAAUACCUCGAAAUGGUAAGGGAAAAUUUCAUAGAUGGCAGAACAAUUCUCUUCAGUGACCCCAAAGACCUCAGGCAAGUCCUGCAAAUGACUCUGGGUGAAUGGAUGACUUUUAAAAUGCAUUUCCUUGGGGUCAUACCUGCUAGUCGGCCAGCUCAGGCAAAAACUCUUCCAAACGACACAAACCCUGGAGUGGUCAUAAGCCCAUCUGGCCAUGGCCAGUAAGCAGUAUAAACUGACCUUGAAGUUUGCAUCACUGCAUUUUUCCUCCUGUGCGUGCUUGCAAUGAAAUAAGAAUGUUUCAGGAAAGAAUACUGCAUAACUACAAAAAUAUAAUGCCCUUACGACAAAGCAAAAACAAGAUUGUAAAUGUACACCAGUGAAUCAGACUACUCAACAAAUGAUGACAUUUAAAAAUAGAGCUUUGUUAUGCAGAAAACUUUCAGUCUUCAAACAGAUCAAAUUUGUAACAUGCAUUAUUUAUAAUGGUAAAAAGAAGGUUUGCUUCUCUUAACU